UUUUAGUCCUAUUUUGGGAACUUUCCCUUACAUUAUACAUUAUACAUACAUGAUAUUCCAAUGUUCCAAACUUAAAAUAUCAUAUAAAUAUACAUGCGCAAACAUCAAAUUUAAACAUAAAAAAAAAUGGCUGGAUGUCUUUGGAAAUGCGUCUGCAGAAUCUUUAGAGGGAGCUCCUAAUGAUCACCUUGCUCUAUUUAUUAAGUUAGUUCCAACUCCUAGAGUGAAUCAAAGGCAAAAAUUCAAAUUCGAAAAUGUAUGGCUGAGAGAGGAUGAUUGCCGCGACAUUGUGGCGAGAAGUUGGGGUUUAGGCCGAGAUGGUGGCAUCCUGAGACAAGUGACAGUUUGCGGUAAAGCAGUAGGGGAUUGGGGUCGAGAUCGGAUUGGCUCCUUCGACAAACACAUUGGAUUCUGUAAAAAAAGAUUGGAUUUUUUACGAAGAAGAUCAGAUGAUUGGGGGUUAAUCGAGUUCCAAAGGGUGAGGAGGGAGUACUUGGACCUUCUGGAGAAAGAAAAUCAGUUCUGGAGACAACGAGCGAAGGAAUUCUGGCUCUAGGGAAGCGACCUUAAUACUCAUUUUAUUCAUAACUCGGUCAAACAUCCGAGGAGGAAAAAUAGGAUCGAAGGAUUUAAAGUAGAUGGAGGGAGAUGGGAAAGGGAUCGUGGUGUCAUUGGGCAAAUGAUUGGUGAUUAUUUCACAAAUAUUUUUGCUUUGGUUCAAGGUGACAGAGAGUUUAUCUUUAAUUGUGUUCCAAGAAGUCUGGAUGAUCAUCAUAAUUUUGAGCUGUUACGACCCAUUAGGAGAGAGGAGGUUAAAGAUGCUCUUUUCUCUAUGUUUCCUGAUAAAUCUCCUGGCCCGGAUGGUAUGAGUCCAUGUUUUUCCCAACAUUAUUGGGAUAUUGUGGGCCCGAAUGCGGUCAAUUAUUGCAAAACAGACAAAUAUAGUGCUUAUUCCGAAGAAAGAGCAUCCUGAGUCUCUCGGGGACUGGAGACCCACCGCCCUUUGUAAUGUGAUCUACAAGAUUUUCUCCAAAAUUCUUGCUAAUAGAAUGAAGAGGCUUCUUUGCCUGUGCAUCUCAGAACAUCAAAGUGCGUUUAUUCCAGGUAGAUCCAUUAUAGAUAAUAUUAUUUUGGCGUUUGAAUCUCAACAUUUUUUGAAACGGAAGAGUUAGGGUAAGGUGGGUUUUGUCGAACUUAAAUUAGAUAUGAGCAAGACUUAUGACAGAGUUGAGUGGGCUUUUUUGGAAGGAAUGAUGAGACAAUUGGGCUUUGCUGAUAGGUGGGUGCGGUUAAUAAUGGAGUGUGUCACUUCUGUGUCCUAUUCUAUCCCGUUUGAUAAUUCUGAGAUUGUUCCUAUUUUUCCCACGCGGGGUUUGUGCCAAGGAGACCCAUUGUCACCUUAUCUCUUUAUCUUGGUUGCGGAAGGGCUGAGUGUUCUUCUACAAAGAUAUGAGGCAGCAAGUUGGUUGCACGGGGUUGCAGUGGCUCGCCCCCCCCAAGAAUCUCACAUCUUUUCUUUGCGGAUGAUAUUCUCCUCUUUUUCAAGGCCACUCAUUCUGAGGCGACGAUUGUUAAAGAGGCUCUCCAUGAUUAUGAAGUUGCAUCGGGUCAGGUUUGCACUGGCUGUCUUCCGACUACAGAGAAUCUGCAACAAAGAAGAGUUGAUGUUCCGAUGGGCUGUGGCCUUUGCGGUGAGGGAGAUGAAUCUCUGUUGAACCUUUUUUAUAUCAUGCAGGGUAGCGAGUGAAGCAUGGAAGAUGGCGAAUUGGAGCUGGUCUGGUCCUGUUACAUGUUCUUUCCUUGAUCAAGUGCAGCAGGAGUUCACAGUCAGGCGGAAUGCGGAGUUGACGAAGCUGGUGUGGGGAUGUUGGGGGAUAUGGAGCGAGAGAAACCAAAGAAUUUGGAAGGGAGUGAUAGAGUUGUAUUUUUAUUAUGUAUCAUUUCUAUUUUAACUAGUUUUAUUUGUUGUUGUUUGGAAAAUUACACACUUUUGGUGUAAUUAGUUUAUUUUCCUAUAUAAAUGUAAUUUGUUUAGAUUAGGAUUAUUCUGAGCUUAAAACAGGUCAAGAUCAUCCAAAGGAUCAAGAUUGGACCCCAAAAGAUCAAGGAAGGUGCAAGGGGACAAGAUAAAAAGAAGAUUGAGAAAAUAUUUCAUAUACCCGGUCGGGUAUAGGCAAUACCCGAUCGGGUAUUGAGUUGAUUCGGGUGUCAAAAUCAGAAUCUGGAGAGACAAAAAAACGUGCAGGAUUUUGAAGAUUUGGCUCAUACCCGACCGGGUAUGUCUAGAAAAGUGAUUUUCCGGGAAACUGCCUAAAAUACCCGAUCGGGUACCCUAUAUACCCGAUCCGGCCGAUCGGGUACACAACCCUGCCACCUCCAAACACCUAUAAAUACACCCCUUUUCCUUCACAAAAAAAUCAUCCCUUCUUCCAUAUACUUAAGCUCAUUUUAGAAUAGUUAUUUCUUAUAUUUUUAUAGCAUGUUUAGUCUCCAAAUGAGGAGCUAAACUUCCAUUUCUUGGUUUUGCUCUUGAAGCUUGUUGAUUAUUAAAGUUGUGAGUUAUUUUCUU
Molecule: messenger RNA, 2569 nt
Organism: Cuscuta epithymum
Lineage: Eukaryota; Viridiplantae; Streptophyta; Magnoliopsida; Solanales; Convolvulaceae
Source: the annotation of a GenBank genome assembly